Capsaspora owczarzaki ATCC 30864 is the source of this 3610-nucleotide messenger RNA. RefSeq lists its product as hypothetical. The record is from RefSeq and is a predicted model, not a curated record. Gene Ontology annotation, cellular component: phosphatidylinositol 3-kinase complex, class IB. The transcript has 7 exons. The coding region runs from base 84 to 3515 and encodes 1143 amino acids. Lineage: Eukaryota; Filasterea; Ministeriida; Capsasporidae. Gene Ontology annotation, biological process: G protein-coupled receptor signaling pathway; positive regulation of MAP kinase activity. Gene Ontology annotation, molecular function: 1-phosphatidylinositol-3-kinase regulator activity.
UUUUUUUCUUUUUUUUUUCUUUUUUCUUUUUUCUUUUUGUAUCCGUUUGUUUGUUUGAUUUUGCUUCACAAAGCAUCAACAAAAUGGACGUCUCGUUGCCAUUGUCUGCAGGCGCCCCGACCCAGCCGGCGACGCUCAGCUCGGGGUUUUCCUACAGCAGCGCCAAUAGUGGCGGCGGCAGCGGCAGCACCAGCGGCCUUGGCGGUGGGGUUGGCGGGAUUGGUCGGGCGUCAGCGGCUGUGGCGGCAAUGCCCCUGUCCUCGUCGACGCACAGUGCGGCCGACUGCGUUGCGCUGGCCCGCGACCUUGCGAAUGACUUUCUACGUCCGCCAGCUGCUGGUGCUGCGGCGGGCACGGCGGUGGACUGGUCGCCGUCGUCGUCCAACGCCCAGCUGCUCCAGUCGCUGGCCGGAUCGCCGUACUACAUGCAGACCACCUACGCUGGCUCGGGCGCCCCGGCUGCAGCUGCAACGCACGCCAACGUCCAUCCCAAUGGCUCCCUGUCGCUCUCUGCCUUCCUGCGGUUCUGGGACGCUGCCUCGCUCACGUCGUCGUCCUCGUCUUCCUCUUUGAAUUCGGGCUCUGGGUCGUCGUCGUCGUCCGAUGGCCAGGCCGCUCUGGGUUCGCUGUCUGUGGGAUUUGUAACGAGCUAUCUUGUAUGCUUGGUGGCAAAGCUACUUUCGCUGGACAUGCCGGCCGACAUUCGUCUGUCACUUCCCGAGAUGGUGGACAUGAUUCUCUCGCAAAAGCCGCUGCCCGACGAACAAGGCGCAGAUGCACCAAAGGCUGCCUUUCAAACCACAAUGAUGCAGGAUAGCCACUCGACCAAAGCCAUCGACGAGUUUCGCCUGUCGCUCAUCAACACAAUCUACUUUAUUGCCAUGUUCUGCAACUACGACACCAAGUCAAAUCCCCUUCGUGCGUCCUUUCAGCGCUGGACAUCCCGCCGUGGGCAUGCCAAGGCAUCCGGCAAAACCGAAUUCGAGUCGCAAGUGUUCAAGCUGCUGAUGGCCUCUGGUCUGUGGGAGUCCGAGGAAGCUCUGGGCGAACUGAUCAACAUCUGCUCGAACGUCGUGCCCACGACACAGGCUCCUGUAGCUGCACUCUCUGCAAGUGCCACCUCGCUGUCGUCAGGCUCGUCUGCACACGGUCAAAACACCACCAGCGGGCGCCGGACGCCUUCGGUUUUCACGAAUUUCGCCUUCACGGGCGCCGUCCAGCACCACCCGGCACUGAGCGAUCCGAAGCAGCUUGGUCUCAGUGUCAUGCAUGGCUACCUCAAACGCCGACUGAUGCAAGGCCAAAUGACGUCGUUCUGCCUGCGCCAUCUGCUGUGGCGCCUUGAACGGACAUAUGCAGAGCCUGAACGCGCCGAAGUGCAUCUCCUUCCGCUCCUGACUCUUUUCCGCGAACUGAUUUCAGUGUCCCCGUAUGUCGAGCCCGAAAUUUUAACCUCGGCCUACAGCGUCAUUCAUCCUUUCUACAUGUGGCCCAAGCCCUUCUCGGACUACGCCAAACGCUGCCUCGAUUUUGUGCAGCGCGAAAUUCGCUCCCCUGGCCAUCAAGUGCGACAGCAACUGCAACGUGACAAUCAAGAAUUUCUAUUUGAAGGCGAAGUAGAUGCUUUCGAUGCUCAUGCACAAUGCCAUGUCUUGGUCGAUAUGCAGUGCGCUCGCGCAGCCAACUUUGUGGAAAUGCUCAACUGGCGACCAUCCUACUCGUCCAGUGACUUGAAACGCAUGCUCGUGCUGCGCACGUACCAGUCGUUUUUCGGGACUACGUGCGACCUUGCGUCUCUGCGAGGUGCUCUCGACUGCAUUGAAACGGAUGCACUGGACUCUGCGUUUGUCCAGACCAUGCAAGCGAUGGACGAUGCCCUUCAUUUGGAAGAAGACGAGGCCAAUUUGCACACGACGGAUCUCCUGAACGACAUUCAAAGCUCCAUCCUGUCGCAGGCAGCGGAUGUGGGCUUUGCCCCUGUCGUCCCACCGAGCCCGACGCAGCAGGCGGGUCCCACAGAUACCUCGAGUCUGUUGCUCAUGAGCCCUCCACCAAUGCGCUUCGCGUGCUAUCCCUUCACCUCCGAGACAGUGUGCGUCGGCGCGCAAGACCCGUGCUUCCCGCUGUCGAACAUGCCCCUUGCGUCGUCGUUCCAGGCGCUCUUUGCCAUUGUCGACCGCGUUUCCAAAGAUUCGCUUUUGAAUACGACGUUGGACGAUCAGAAAAGGCGAAUCGCCCGCGUUGCGAUUGCUGGAACCGACGCCUCGAUUUCCAACGUCACGCGGGCCUAUGUCGCCUUGCGGCACGCCAAGCCCGAUUUGAUGGCCAAGCUCGCCGUGCAGUUUUUCAUUGUGCCGCUCGGAGACACUCGCGAGACUGACACCCACUUUGCCCGUGCGCUCGCGCAUGCUGACGGCUGGUAUGAGCGCUACGUUUACGUGCUCACACACGCCGCUCUAAGAGUCUUUCCCACGCUGCGCCCCUCGGCGCACGGCAUGUACUACUGUGGAAACGGCUACUAUGGCGUCGCGGACAAUGUGCCGAUCAGCACCGCUCCGUCGUCGUGGGCGAAUCUGAACACCAUGUUCGCUGCCAACCCGAACGCGACGAUCGGCUUGCCGAGCCUGCUCCAAUUGGACUCUGCGUCGCCGUCGUGGCUUCUCCGUGACGCCCUCGAGACCUAUGUUCGCGAGGGGCAAGCAGCCCUCGACGUGCACCUGUUCGUGGCCGACGUUUGGAUGCUUCAAACCUCCGAAGGCAAGGACAAGGUGGUCAAUCGCUCCAUUCCGUUCUUUCAACGCGUCGAGUUGGGCUCGUCUGUAUUUAUGCGUGAAUCCAUGCAGUCCAUCAGCACUGCAUCGACCUCGUCCACCUCUUUUGCUUCAGGCUCCAGCUCGACCAGCUCUGCGGCAGAGCUCCGCUCGAGCUUGGCUCUGGGAGCCUUGUCUGACAGCUUGCCACCUCUGGGCAGCAACGUCGGCACCGGCACCCUCUCGCGCCAGCCUUCCCGCUCGGUCAAGUUUGCGCCGCCAGAAGUGUCGUGCAAGAUUUCUGAAAUCUCGCUCGAAGGUGUCGUUGCUCAGGCGCGGGCUCUUCCCACGCGCGCGUACUGGUCGAUUGUCGUCUCGAACGUACCCCGUGCAGGCGAUCGCUGCAGCACUCCCAAUCCGCGAACCGGUGCACUUGAAGUGAUGCUCGUGGAUGCUGACGUUGGCAAGAAGCUCUUCAAGAAGGGCACGACUUCAACGAGCUCUAUCAAACUUGAAGGUUUGGCGCUUCAUGCCGCAAUGCUCGAGUUGGAGGCCAAGCAAAGCCGCGCAUUCACGCUGCAAAUUGACGACCAGCUCUUGCAGAACGUUACCCGUGUGCGGAUUUCGCAAUGCAACGAGCCCACCUGGGUCGAUCCGAGUGCACCAGCUCCCGCUGACUCGGCCUUUGGCGAUGGCAACCCCUCCGUGCCAUCCGAGUCUGACAUUGUCCUGCCUGUCAUGACCUUUGCGACGUUCGAAGUUUGAACCGCUCGUCGAAAUGAGCACUGUUGCAACAGAAAUUCUUGUCAAUGAAUCGAUUGUUUUGAUUUUAAAAAAUUACAGCAAGGCACACACACACA